GGGGUGAAGAUAACCAUGGUAACCCAGGCGCCGGGACACCUCGCAGCCUCCCUCAUCUCCCUCACCCACACAUCAUAACACCAUCAUCAGUAACCACCUCUCAUUGGCACCCUACCCACUGUAUAGCAUCUGUACGGGCAAAGUAUAUAUAUAUAAAUAUAUAUACUGUAUUCUGCAUGCAUCAUGACUACUACUUUUUUGGACAUAAGCAAGACCAUGGGCAAGUUGUUCGCCCGAGUAACGUUUAUCCCAUCACUGGUGUUCAAUGUUUUUAUGGAGAGAGUGUCAUCACGCCGUUGGUUUGAUUAUAUUGAUGAGCGAGUAAUCCUUGGAGCGCUGCCCUUCAAAACCAUGACAAAGCAGCUUGUGGAAGAAGAGAAAGUCUGUGGAGUAAUAUCUAUGAAUGAAGAUUAUGAACUAAAAUGGCUAUCCAAUAUGAAGAGGGACUGGGCAAGUGUUGGUGUCAGCUUUCUUCAGCUUAGUACAACUGAUAUAUUUGAAGCUCCUUGUCAAGAGAAACUUAAGAAAGGAGUAGAGUUCAUCCAAGAUUUUGACUCUCGUAACGUUGAUGGCCGCGUAUAUGUUCACUGUAAGGCUGGAAGGACGAGGAGUGCUACGCUUGUUGCAUGCUACUUGAUGGCUAAACACAACUUGACACCUGAGGCUGCUGUUGCUCAAAUGCUAGCUGUGCGUUCCCACAUCUGGCUUGGACCAAAACAGUAUGAUGCUCUUCAUACAUACCAUUUAGCUUUGCAAGAGAGAUAAUAUAUGAAACAUCUCAUAAACUAAGGUCUUUCAUCUGCAUAUUUAUGUGUGACAGUAGUCUGUUUUCUUAAAUAUUUUAUUAAGAUGAAUGAUAGUACUAUAUUUAUCAUUAAAACUUAAGUGUGCAUAUUAUGUUUGGUUUGUUCAAGCUGUGAGUUAUUUUUUAAAGUAACAAUAAAUAUCAAUUAGUUUACACAGCUACAUUUGCUGCAUUAUCUUGCACAGUACUUUUCCAAUGUGAACCAUGUUUCUUAAGAACUUGUAGGAAAAAUAGAUGGUUACCUGGAGUCUUCCUGCUGGAAAAAUUAGUCAUCAGAAGAGAGAGAGACUAUUGUAAUUUACUAAUAAUUAACCUCUAACAUGCAGCUAUGGACUUGGACACAUCUGCAUGUGCAAAAAUAAAACAAAAAUACAAAAUAUUUUUUCCUCGUAGAAUUUAUUAAUUUGGAUGCACAAGCUAUAGAAAAGUGUAAAGAAACUGAAUAUCUACAUUGUAACCAGUUUUGUGCACAGAAAGGUAGAGUGCUUAGCAGCCCAGCUCCAUAUGUUAGUGCAAGAGCUCACUGUCAGCAAAAUACACUGUCCGAGUAAGACACCUCAACGUUGACUUUGGAUUUCUAGAUGAGCAAAAUAAAUAAAAAUAAAUAAAUAUAUAUAUAUAUAUA
Molecule: messenger RNA, 1430 nt
Organism: Procambarus clarkii (red swamp crayfish)
Lineage: Eukaryota; Metazoa; Arthropoda; Malacostraca; Decapoda; Cambaridae
Gene: PTPMT1
Product: protein tyrosine phosphatase, mitochondrial 1
Biological process (GO): protein dephosphorylation
Molecular function (GO): phosphatidylinositol-4,5-bisphosphate 5-phosphatase activity; protein tyrosine/serine/threonine phosphatase activity; phosphatidylglycerophosphatase activity
Source: RefSeq, a predicted model, not a curated record